Molecule: messenger RNA, 274 nt
Organism: Fomitopsis serialis
Lineage: Eukaryota; Fungi; Basidiomycota; Agaricomycetes; Polyporales; Fomitopsidaceae
Exons: 1
Coding region: 17-199 (60 amino acids)
Source: RefSeq, a predicted model, not a curated record
AUGAUCAAUUGUGAUCAUGGAGAUGACAUCACGCUCACAUUUCGGGACGACCUUCAGGUCGUACCGGGACCCGUCAUUCGCCAAGACGAAGCCGGGUACGCACAGCGCUCUGAGCAGCCCGAGACCGCCGUCGGGUCUGCUCAAUGCCACCUGGAGGCACUGCCAUCCCGAGGUGCCCCGGCCCAAGCGACGAAGCUAGGCAUCACCCCGAAGGAUGAUGCACGCGCCGAGCUCGAAGACACGUCCGUCAUCGAGCUCGCAUCCGAGCCGAACG